Colius striatus (speckled mousebird) is the source of this 2131-nucleotide messenger RNA. It is a transcript of the gene CLYBL, whose product is annotated as citramalyl-CoA lyase. Gene Ontology annotation, biological process: regulation of cobalamin catabolic process. Gene Ontology annotation, molecular function: (S)-citramalyl-CoA lyase activity. The record is from RefSeq and is a predicted model, not a curated record. Lineage: Eukaryota; Metazoa; Chordata; Aves; Coliiformes; Coliidae. The coding region runs from base 1 to 1569 and encodes 522 amino acids. The transcript is spliced from 9 exons.
AUGCGUUGCUGCAGACGGCAGUCCAGGUCGGAGCCGCCGUCGCUCCGAGGUGCCCUCGGCGGCCCCGCUCCUGGGCAGAGCGCUGGGGCUCCCUCUCCCGAGCGGCAGAGCUGGCACCGCGUUAGCAAGCCCGAGUCUGGCUACGGCUGUCCGCGACGGGGCACAGAGGACACUGGUAGGCGCGACUUGGGACGAGGCGCUGGCGGGGCAGCAGGGGCUAGCGCCGGCGCUGGCCGCGGAGGCGCGCCACGGCAGCCCGGGGCUGCCUCCCCGCCGGCGCCGCCUCAGCCCCGACACCUGCGUCUGACCCGGGCGCUGGCCCCGCGCAGCGUCCGCGGCAGCCGGGGCACGCGCCGCUCCCGUGACGCCCCGUGGCCCCUCCCCCGCACCCCCACCAGCUCCCCCGGGCCGCCUCACGCACGUGGGGGGCGUGGCGCCGGGCAAGCCUCCUCGCCCCGUCCCGACCAAUCAGCGCCGCAGAGAGCGCCGCCGCCCCAGCCAAUGGUGCGCGGGGAGGGCGGGGCCGAGGCGGCGAUGAUGGCGGCGGCGGCGGCGGCGGCGCGGGUGGCGCGGCGGGCUGGGCUGCGCCUGGGGAGGUGGAGACUGGUGGAUUCUCCUCUGCCAGCUGGUGUUCCAAAGCUUAGUUAUCGCUUUGCAUCAUCUCACAAGUACAUUCCCAGGAGAGCUGUGCUGUAUGUACCUGCGGACGAUGAAAAGAAGAUACGAAAGAUCCCGUCACUAAACGUAGAUUGUGCAGUGCUGGACUGUGAAGAUGGUGUGGCUCUAAACAGAAAGAGAGAAGCAAGACUGACUGUUGUGAAAACCCUUGAAGAGUUUGACUUUGGCCAUGCUGAAAAGUGUGUUAGGAUAAACUCCGUGUCCAGUGGCCUUGCAGAAGAAGAUCUGGAGGUGCUUUUGCAGUCCAAGACCCUUCCUUCAAGCAUGAUGCUGCCAAAAGUUGAAAAUGUUGAUGAAAUAAGAUGGUUUGCAGACAAAUUCUUACAUCACCUAAAAGGCCGAACACUUGUAGAACCAAUGAAUUUUAUCCCCUUUGUGGAAACUGCAGUGGGCUUGCUCAAUUUUAAGGCUGUCUGUGAAGAAGCACUGAGAAAAGGAUCCCAAGUUGGCUUUCAUUUGGAUGCAGUCAUCUUUGGAGGAGAGGAUUUCCGUGCCAGCAUAGGAGCAACAAGCAGCAAGGAAACUCACGAUAUUCUAUAUGCCAGACAAAAAAUAAUAGUCACAGCAAAGGCAUUUGGCCUUCAAGCAGUAGACCUUGUUUAUAUUGAUUUUCGAGACGAAGAUGGUCUCCGCAGGCAAUCAAGAGAAGCUGCCUCAAUGGGAUUCACUGGUAAGCAGGUGAUUCACCCCAACCAAAUUGCUGUUGUCCAGGAACAGUUCUCUCCGAGCCCUGAAAAAAUAAAGUGGGCACAAGAACUGAUUUCUGCUUUUGAAGAACAUCAGCGAUUAGGCAAGGGAGCGUUUACUUUCCGCGGGAGCAUGAUCGACAUGCCAUUACUGAAGCAGGCGCAGAAUAUUGUUACGCUUGCCACAGCCAUCAAGAAAAAAUGAGCUGGUAAAUGAAGCUCUCGCCAUGGGGCCACAGUAGCUGUUUUAAAAGAUGACUGUAAUACUUGGAGGGGAAAAUUAAAAAAAAAUAUAUAAUAAUAAAUUAAAGACAUCAAGCUUAAGCAGAAAUUCGUUUCCAUUUUGCAGAUCUGUCAUAGUUUGCUUGCCUGAGUUGUUAAUUACUAAAACUGUUCUUGACUCAAACCACCGCUCGCUCCUGCACAGCCCAAGCAAUGAAGUUACAUCACUGAGUGUGUGACAUCACGAUAAUGACUGCGAAUGCAGGAUUUUGACUUCACUGAAGGAGACAGGCAAAAAGUAAGCUGUGAGCUGUGUUCAAAGAGCAGAUGAAAACCGAGGCCAAUCGCUUCUGUUUGUAUCUAUGAUUUUAGCCAUCUACACCUCUUCCUGCUCUGGUGCAGAACACUCAUCAGAAAGGGUACAGCCUCAAAAAAUUACGCACUGGUUGAAAUAACUGCGGUGAAAAUCGUGACCCUAUGUGGGCUUUGCAUCCGUCCCCAUCCCCCACCCCCCUUCUGUAAAUGUGCAACAGCCAUUAAAAAUA